AUGUCUGGUUGUCUGUCACCACAGCUAAUUGCAGCUCUUCAGUACCCAGCAUACUGGAAUCGAGCGCCGUCCAAAUGGGGAGGCGUCUCAGACUGGGACAUAUUUAUCAUGAAAGAAGUACCAGGAAUAAACAGACAUACCGCUCAUGCUACGCUUGCGGCUGAACUGAAACUUCUUGAGUGCGAACUACCAAAAUCCAGCGUUGCUUAUCGGCAAACGCUUACUAUGAAAAGUUGCCUCAAAGACUGCAAAAAAGACCCGGCAAACACCAAGUUAUGGGAAACGCAAAUGAACGCUUUAACGGAUGCUGCAAACAGAAGCAGAAUAGACUUGAGCAACCUUGAAAGUGCGGCGUUUAACACUGGAUCGGUGCUCGCUAUUGAAAAUUUUCGGGCAAGAGCUGCGUACGUAAUGUGCCUGUAG
This is a messenger RNA of Paraglomus occultum, 423 nucleotides long. The record is from the annotation of a GenBank genome assembly. Lineage: Eukaryota; Fungi; Glomeromycota; Glomeromycetes; Paraglomerales; Paraglomeraceae.